CCGCACAUGAAGGAGGUCGGUGUGUGCGUGAAGUAAAUAAAAAACCUCUCAUAUUAACACUGAGUCCCGAUGAUCGCUCAGUGCGUGAUUUCAUGGCGGUGCCCGUCUCCGUCCAUCGCGCACGGAUCCCGGAUUCCUUCAGCCCGAGGAACGUGGAUCCACAGAGGAUCCUCUGAUGUGAUGUGAAGGAUCCCUGGAAAAACCCAGACUCCGGGCCUCGUCUGUCUGUCUGGCUCAGUGGAAGCUCGAGACAGUUCGCCGUGCUGAGGGGAGACGGAGAGGAGGAGGCCGAGCACUUUGGGAUUCAAGCCAAUGACCUGUAGGAGGAGAGAAGGCGGAGUGAAGGCUUGAUUAAAAUGGGGCUGCGGAUCCUCGUACCUUCUGACUGUGUGUCUGAGUGCCGCUGGCUCAGCCCACAGCCAUGCCAGACGUGAGGCCUCCAUCAGCAUGUGACGACCCCGCCACGUCUUCUGCUGCAGCCUCUGUCUGCCCUCCGCUGGCUGCACCUCUCCCCUGGACGUUAUUAUCGACAUGGAGCCCUGCAUCGCCAACCUCCCCCUGUCCCCGGACCCGCUGUCCUCCUUCCCCCGACACAGACCCGGCGCUCCUCACUACCCGGGCCUCCAUGGACCUCCCUUCCCUCUCAUGGCCAGGUGUAACAGCAGCACCCUGCUCACUAACCUGGGGUUGAGGUACUGCUCCAGCAGGCAGGGCCCUCUGGGGGUGGGCCUGGGUCAGGGGACGGCCCCGGGCUCCUGCAGCCACGCAGGAAGCAAUGGCAGCAGGCCCUACAGGAGUAUGGAGAACCUGAACUGGAACAAUAUGGCAGAUUCUGGCCUGUGUGCAUUCAGUGCUGCCCCCUAUAGGAGCAUGGACAGUGAGUUUAUUUUGAGCUAUACAGCCACAAGCCACUGGUAUGACGGGCCCCCAGACGGAUCUGUCAUGGGGGCCCGUGGACUGCUACCUAACCCGGAGAGCCUGGCAUUUAACCCUCGACAUGGGCUACCCAGGAAGGACCUGCCACUCUUCCCCCAGUUGCUAUUUCCAGGUGGCGUUGACGAAUGGGAUGCCAGGAAAGGCCUGAGGGAGAAACUCCGCCUCCAGAGUGCAAGGUCAGCAGUCGAGUCUCUGAAGCCCCUCCCACUGCGGCCUCAGAUGACCCCUAGUGCUACAUCCAGCGAAAAAGAGGGUGGGCAUCACCUGAAUUCCACAGUUGCUGGUUCCAGGCCGCUGUGCACGAUGCGCAUCACCAACCCUGAGGAGAUCAAGCAGGAGGUCCUGAGGCGCCUGCAGCUGCGGCGACAGAACAGCAGCCCCAACCUCACUCUCCACAGCUCCCCGACUACCCCGGAAGUGGUUAAAACAUCCAGCACAACCGACAACAUCGUGGGUAACAGGAACGGAUCGGAUUCUGCGUCUGAGUGCCGCAGGCCUCCUGUGGGACGUCUACAUAUCCCCACGUUUGAGGAGUUUAAGAGGAUGAGGCAGAGGGAGGGAGAGCAGAGCAAGGAGUCCACAGCCGGUUCUGUGGUAUCUGGAAAACCUGCGGCCGACUUGCAGGAUGUAGCAGCAACAAAUAUUGAGAUAGCUCCGUCUGAUGGGACUGUCCCUCAGUCAGGUUCUCGUAGAGACUCUGAGGAGGUGGAGGGAGACAAGAGCACAGGUGAUGAAGACCUGCAGACCAUCACCACCUCAGAGAAACUUCCCUCGGACACUGUGAACAGUAACGGCACUGCAGACCCCACCUCUUCCUUAGCCUUUGUUACCAGCACUUAUUCUCCCAUCUGCACAGGCCCGUCCCCGCGUUCACCCCUACCGCCCCUCGCCAGCUCAGCCCAGGAGAAAGCCCUCGCCGCAGGAGGAGACGAUGGGAGCAGCAGCAGGCGCAGGAGGAGCAGUCUGGAACCAGCUCGGUCGGUUCCUUUCCCACACAGCCGAGGGAACUGGGACCGACCCUCCAGCUGCUGCCCGGCGCUCCUUCUGGAGGGGACUGACCUGUCCAGCUACGGAGCCAAGAUUUACAAGAUGAAGGAUGGACUCAUUGGCUCAGCAAUGGACCUCAUCAAGAAGAGGUAA
This is a messenger RNA of Paralichthys olivaceus (Japanese flounder), 2076 nucleotides long. NCBI's taxonomy places the organism in Eukaryota, Metazoa, Chordata, Actinopteri, Pleuronectiformes, Paralichthyidae. The record is from RefSeq and is a predicted model, not a curated record.